Molecule: messenger RNA, 3723 nt
Organism: Fomitopsis serialis
Lineage: Eukaryota; Fungi; Basidiomycota; Agaricomycetes; Polyporales; Fomitopsidaceae
Product: pyruvate carboxylase
Exons: 24
Coding region: 158-3610 (1150 amino acids)
Biological process (GO): pyruvate metabolic process; gluconeogenesis
Cellular component (GO): cytoplasm
Molecular function (GO): pyruvate carboxylase activity; metal ion binding; ATP binding
Source: RefSeq, a predicted model, not a curated record
GUUCGGACGCGUCCAUACCCCUCGCCUCGGUUAUCCCCAUCGCCACCCAUCGCCCUCGCCUCUACCUUCGGCCGAUCCCCGUACACUGUUCUAUACUUCUCUUUCUCUCCCACCACCAUCUCCUCAGCAGUUCACCGCGAGAUCGCCACGCCCGACGAUGCCCGCGACGGAGAGCACGCAGACCCUCCACCCCCCGCGGCUGGCCUCCAUUUUUGCCGGGUCGCCCAGUGCGCCCGGCACGCCUGUGCACUCCAUCCAGACGAUGCGCAGGAAGGCCGCCGGUCACUCGGGCCCAUUGACGAAGAUCUUGGUCGCGAACCGUGGUGAAAUUGCCAUCCGUGUGUUCCGCACUGCGCACGAGCUUGCGCUGCACACAGUGGCUAUCUACUCCUACGAAGACAGGCUGUCUGCGCAUCGCCAGAAGGCAGACGAAGCCUACCAAGUCGGCAAGGGCCUCACGCCCGUAGGCGCGUACCUCGCGCAGGAAGACAUCAUCCGCAUCGCGCUCGAGCAUGGCGUCGACAUGAUCCACCCGGGAUAUGGCUUCCUAUCAGAGAACGCAGAGUUCGCUCGUAAGGUCGAGCAGGCGGGCCUGUCUUUCGUGGGCCCUAGCCCGGAGGUCAUUGACCACCUCGGCGACAAGACGAAGGCGAGGACGAUUGCCAUCCAGAUUGGCGUGCCCGUCGUUCCCGGUACUCCCGGACCCGUAGGGUCCUUCACAGAUGCGGAUGCGUUCAUCCAAGAGUACGGUUUCCCUGUGAUCAUCAAGGCCGCCAUGGGUGGCGGAGGCCGCGGUAUGCGUGUCGUGCGCGAGCAGUCUGACUUCGCAACCUCCUUCGAGCGCGCCGUCUCGGAGGCCAAAUCUGCGUUCGGCGAUGGCACCGUCUUCAUCGAGCGCUUCCUCGAGCGCCCGCGGCACAUCGAGGUGCAGCUGCUCGCGGACGCGCAGGGCAACACCGUGCACCUGUUCGAGCGCGACUGCUCCGUGCAGCGCCGCCACCAGAAGGUCGUCGAGGUCGCGCCCGCGACACACCUCCCUGAGGAGGUCCGCCAGGCAAUCCUCGCGGACGCGAUCAAGCUUGCGAGGAGCGUGGGUUAUAGGAAUGCGGGCACAGCGGAGUUCUUGGUCGACCAGAUGGGGAGACAUUAUUUCAUUGAAAUCAACCCGCGUAUCCAGGUCGAGCACACCAUCACUGAGGAAAUCACGGGCAUCGACAUCGUCGCUGCGCAAAUCCAGAUCGCGGCGGGCGCGACGCUCCCGCAGCUCGGCCUGACGCAGGAGGCGAUCACGAAGCGCGGGUUCGCCAUCCAGUGCCGUGUCACGACUGAGGAUGCUGCGCAGAACUUCCAACCCGACACCGGAAAGAUCGAGGUGUACCGCAGUGCGGGUGGUAAUGGUGUGCGUCUGGACGCGAGCUCCGGCUUUGCUGGUGCGCAGAUUACGGUGACCCACUACGACAGCUUGCUUGUGAAGGUCAGUGUCAGCGGCACGACCUAUGAGGUUGCCAGGAGAAAAAUGCUCCGUGCUCUCGUUGAGUUCCGUAUCCGCGGCGUUAAGACGAACAUUCCUUUCUUGCUGCGUCUCCUGACCCACGAUGUCUUCAUCGGCGGCAAGACCUGGACAACUUUCAUCGACGACACGCCCGAGCUCUUCAAGCUCGUUCAGAGCCAGAACCGUGCCCAAAAGCUGCUCUCCUACCUCGGCGACCUCGCAGUCAACGGCUCCUCCAUCGCAGGCCAGCAAGGCGAGCCCGGUCUCAAGGACGACGUGGUCGUCCCGCCGUUCCAGAACCGCGAGGACCCGAGCGGGCCGCCGCUCGACGCGUCGCUGCCGUGCGAGCAGGGCUGGCGCAACAUCAUCGUCGAGCACGGGCCCGAGGCGUUCGCGAAGGCGGUGCGCGAGUACCCCGGGGUGCUCAUCAUGGACACGACGUGGCGCGAUGCGCACCAGAGCUUGUUGGCGACGAGGCUGCGCACGAUCGAUAUGGUGAACAUCGCGAAGGAGACGAGCUAUGCGCUGGCGAAUGCGUUCAGCUUGGAGUGCUGGGGUGGUGCGACGUUUGACGUUGCGAUGCGGUUCUUGUACGAGGACCCGUGGGAGCGCCUGAGGACACUGAGGAAGCUGGUGCCGAACAUCCCUCUGCAGGCCCUCGUCCGUGGCGCCAACGGUGUUGGUUACACUAGCUACCCCGACAACGCCAUUUACGACUUCUCCAAGAAGGCUGUCGAGAACGGUUUGGAUAUCUUCCGUGUUUUCGACUCCCUCAACUACAUUGACAACUUGAAGCUUGGUAUCGACGCUGCCAAGAAGGCCGGUGGUGUCGUCGAGGCGGCUGUCUGCUACAGCGGCGAUGUUGCAGACCCAAAGAAGACGAAAUACACGCUCAAGUACUACCUCGACUUCGUCGACGAGCUGGUCGCGGAGGGCAUCCACAUCCUGGGCAUCAAGGACAUGGCGGGCAUUCUCAAGCCCCACGCAGCGAACUGCGCCGACGUCGUCGACGUCGCCAUCGACAGCAUGUCUGGAUUGACGUCUCAGCCGCCCAUGGGUGCAGUGUGCGCUGCCCUUGAUCAGACUGGCUUGGGAACUGGUAUCCGCUACGCUGACAUCCAGGCGCUCAACCUUUACUGGAGUCAGGUGCGCAUGCUCUAUGGCUGCUUCGAGGCGAAUGUUCGUGCCUCGGACUCGAGUGUGUUCGACCACGAGAUGCCGGGAGGGCAGUACACGAAUCUGAUGUUCCAGGCGGCCCAGCUCGGCCUGGGCACCCAGUGGACGGAGGUCAAGAAGAAGUACAUCGAGGCGAACGAGCUUGUCACGCCAACGUCGAAGGUUGUUGGGGACUUCGCGCAAUGGAUGGUAUCCAACAAGCUCCCGAAGGAAGAAGUCCUCGAGCGCGCAGACCAGCUCGACUUCCCAUCUUCGGUCGUCGAGUUCUUCCAAGGAUACCUUGGCCAGCCUGUCGGAGGGUUCCCAGAACCGUUCCGGUCGAAGGUCAUCAGGAACAAGCCCAGGAUCGAUGGCAGGCCCGGCGCGAACCUGCCUCCUAUUGACUUCAGGAAGACGAAGGCGGAGUUGCGCAGCAAGUUUGGCAAGCACAUCACAGAUGCGGACGUCACGUCGUACAUCAUGUACCCGAAGGUGUUCGAGGACUACCAAGGCUUCGUUACGAGAUACGGUGACCUGAGUGUGAUCCCUACCCGUUACUUCCUGGGUCGCCCCGAAAUCGGCGAGGAGAUGUACAUCUCCAUUGAGAAGGGCAAGACGCUCAUUAUUCGUCUGAUGGCUGUUGGUCCUGUCGUCGAGGGUCGUGCGCAACGUGACGUCUGGUUCGAGGUCAACGGAGAAGUCCGUGCGGUUUCCGUCGAGGACAAGAACUCUGCAGUCGAAACUGUCUCGCGCGAAAAGGCUACUUCUGACCCGGGCUCUGUUGGCGCACCGAUGUCAGGUGUCGUUGUUGAGGUCAGAGUCAAGGAGGGCGCUGAGAUCAAGAAGGGUGACCCUAUGGAGUCCGCCGUCACGGCGCCUGUGUCUGGUCAUGUGAAGCGCAUCCUCAUACGCGAAGGGGACUCUAUUAACCAGGGCGACCUCGUUGUCGAAAUUUCUCACUAAGCGCUUCGGGCGUCCUCGCAUUUUGCAUCAUCGCGUUGUGUCUAGUAGUGUACGAAUGUUGUAGAAGUAAACGCAAACUGCUGUCAUAAAUACAAUCAAGUUGCUUCCCCGAU